This is a messenger RNA of Epinephelus moara (kelp grouper), 3000 nucleotides long. Its product is annotated as N-acetyllactosaminide beta-1,3-N-acetylglucosaminyltransferase 2. Gene Ontology annotation, molecular function: hexosyltransferase activity. Gene Ontology annotation, cellular component: membrane. NCBI's taxonomy places the organism in Eukaryota, Metazoa, Chordata, Actinopteri, Perciformes, Serranidae. The transcript is spliced from 2 exons. Bases 1228 to 2580 code for a protein of 450 amino acids. The record is from RefSeq and is a predicted model, not a curated record.
CAUUGUGCCAACAAUCACUCCCACAAUACUGUUGUAAUAUGGACAUCUGAUUAUCUUCAUAUUGCCUGGUCCUACAUGUCAUAAAGACCAGCACUGAAUUGAUACAGCUACAUUUCUGAAAACUUAAGUGAUGAUUUUACAAAACACAUUUUUUAAAUAGUUGUUACGUGGGACAAAUGUAUAUAAAACACAUCAUCAAGCAGCAUUUCUCCACAUAUACCCGACUGUCAGGUUACAUGUCAGUUACUUAACCUCACAGACGCUGUUCAUACAGCUGUAGGUCGACACAAAUCAUUCGAAAACUUUCUCAAUUUUACUCCAAAUGUCAGAGAGUGUGGAUGAUCCUGUGUCACAUAAUCUGGUUUCUUUUCUAUAUUUACUCAACCUUUAAAAUCUCACUGAACACAAAGGAAUUUCUAAUCAUGUUCACACACUGUUUAACAGAGAACAGAGGAAUUUGUGUAUGAGGUGACAACCCCAUGUCAAUAUCUGCACUAAUCCCGUGCUAAUCCCAUAGUAAACCUAUCCUUAUAUCGAAACCAGUGUUCACCCUCUAAUACUACAGAUUAAGAGUGUCACACUGUGUUAGAGCCCGGUCAAGAGCAGGUGAGCAAUUCACUGAUUUGAAAUGAAUACCGGACGGGCAAAGAUGAAUUCAACAGUCACAACACACAGGAAACAGCCAAUUAUGAGCACUGACAUGACUUUAUCUUAUAUUAUAGCUAUUGUUUUAUUGCCAAGAUCCAUUUUCCAGGGAGUUACAAAUGACUUACACUAAAUUUGAAGACCAAAUCUUUUUUCUAUGAGUCCAGUCCUCUCAAAACAGUCACAUUUGUCAUGUGUAGAUAAGUGCAGCAGAUCAUUGAUCAGCUAGACUUAAAUAAAUACAGAUAACAGCACUCAGCGAUGCAGAUUUCUCUUUUUAGCUGUCUGGGAGGAAGGGAUAACUGUCCUUAGCAUGGUACUCUGAAAGUCCAAGCUCCUUCUAAGAAUUAAUUUCACAGGCUUAACCCUUGGACUGCUUCCUAUUAGUGCACCAGUAUGUAUGGCUUGCAGAGCGAGCCCUGAAAAUAAUUAACUACAAUCUUGCAGUUGCUUGAUGUUGUCUAAACAUGCAGGCAUGCUGUGCAUUAAGGCCAGGAUACAGCUCUGAUGCCAGAAUAAGAGAAAAACACAACGUGGGAGUGAAAUGUUUCAGGUGUGUGUCUGAUUUGUACGCUACCGGCGAUGGGCAGAUGCUGCAAAUGCUGCAAAUGCAACGGGAGACUUCUGUGCAUGUGCCUGCUGCCUUGCAUGAUGACCGGCCACCUUCUGAUCUACAUCAUGGUGUCCAUAUUCGUCACCAUCUCCUACAGCCCUCCGAAAAUAACCAUCCACUAUAUCGCCACUGGGAUUUCUGCUAACUCCUCCGCAAUGGCCUCUCACCCACUUGGCCCCUUCUGGAACCUCCGUCUGGAGGACAGUGCACUGUGGAACCGGCUGCAGCACACGUGGGACCGUCAGCACAACCCGAUACUGCGAGGAAACACGACUGGGAUCCCAAGGAAGCCAAAAGCGAAGGUUUUAACAGAAAUGGAAGAUGAGUGCCUCUCUGACUGCGUGUCACACAAGUGUUCAGUCCCUCGUGUGCAGGAUUUAAACAGCUUCCCAGAACAAAUGAGGGCGUUUAUAUUGUCGAUGCACUGCAGGGAGUAUCCUCUGCUUAUCAACCAACCUGGUAUGUGUAGGAGGAAUAACAGCAGCAUGGUCCUGGAUUCUCCCAUGCUCCUCAUGGCCGUCAAAUCUCAAGUGGGGAACUUUGAAAACAGGCAGGCCAUCCGUGAAACAUGGGGACGCAGUGGUCUGGUGAGGGGGGAGUCAAAUAAGAAAGGCCGAUUAGUACGCACUGUGUUUCUGCUUGGAAGGCAGGACUCAAGCACCGGUCCUCACCCAGACCUCAAAAACCUCCUGGAGCUCGAGAACCAGAAGUACGGGGAUAUCUUACAGUGGGAUUUCAGAGACUCUUUUUUUAACUUGACCCUAAAGGACCUUUUGUUCUGGCACUGGCUCCAGCAGUACUGCCCCACCGCCAUCUUCGUCUUCAAAGGGGACGAUGAUGUCUUUGUCCGAACAGGUGCCCUUCUGGAUUACCUGCACAAGCAAUGGGAUGAGCACAUGCUGUGGAAAGCCUAUGCCAAUGAAACCGACAUGGAUUUGUUCGUUGGGGAUGUAAUCAAUAACGCAAUGCCAAACCGGGAGCCAUCCACUAAAUACUACAUACCAGAACGUUUCUACAAAGGUGUGUACCCACCGUAUGCUGGUGGAGGUGGGGUGGUGUAUUCUGGCUCACUUGCAUUACGACUGAAAGAGGUGUCCAAGAGGGUGCGCCUCUUCCCAAUAGACGAUGUGUACCUGGGCAUGUGCAUGCACAGACUCGGGCUCUCUCCACGCCAUCACCCGGGUUUUUUAACGUUCGAUCUCCCGGAGACAGACAGGGGCAAUCCCUGCGCUUACAGAUCCGUCCUGCUUGUUCACAGGCGGAGUCCCAAGGAGAUGCUGACACUAUGGAAGCAGCUCCAGAAUCUGCCAGGUCAAUGCUGAGGCUCAUUUGCCUGCCAAAUGGGAUUCAUUAAGUGCUGGAUGAAUGCUGCCACCACACUCAUUUGGAAAACCUACACACUGUGACUGCAAGUAGACAUUACCCUACAAAAGUCACAUGCAAUGUACCUUUCCCCCAAAGAGUUACGUAACACUGAGGAGGAGACUGAUCUACCUCAAAGGGUGCUUUUAUUUAAGUGACGUGACACAGUAAGGGUCCCUACAUGCUACUUGUUACAGUCAAUACAGACAUGUAUUUACCCUUAAAAGUUAUAUUUUACUACCUAAUAAAGAACAUUUAGCACCUUACAUAUUGUUUCAUAAUGCUUGAUGAUUAUAUUUUGGAUAGACACUCAUCAGCCACUUUAUUAGGUACACCUGUUCAAAUGUUUGUUAACACAAAUACCUAGUCAGCCAAUCAUG